This is a messenger RNA of Chenopodium quinoa (quinoa), 1113 nucleotides long. Its product is annotated as protein ALP1-like. Bases 1 to 1113 code for a protein of 370 amino acids. Lineage: Eukaryota; Viridiplantae; Streptophyta; Magnoliopsida; Caryophyllales; Amaranthaceae. The transcript has 2 exons. The record is from RefSeq and is a predicted model, not a curated record.
AUGGAGGGAGAUUUUGAGGAAUUGGAUGUCAAAAAUGGGGAAGUAACAUGGGAAAGAACAAGAUGUGGAGCUGUAAUUCAAGUUGUUGGUUAUGUUGUGUAUGCAAUGUGUCUUAUCAAGUCAUAUUAUCUAAGUAGGAGUUUGGAAAGAUUGACACGAAAUCGUAGUUUAGAAGCCUACAUGGUCAGAGAGAGUAGACGUCAUGAACUUAUGAAUGAUUUGAAAGUCACUCGAAUUAGUCGACAAUUGAUUCGUAUGAGCCCCGAGACUUUUGUUAAGUUAUGUAAAAUUUUAAGGGAUGGGAAGUAUCUAAAGGAUACAAGACGGGCUUCGGUGGAGGAACAAGUGGCAAAAUCUUUGUAUAUUCUUGGUCAUAAUGCAAGAAAUUGCUCGUUAAGUGCAUUUUUUAUGCGUUCUGGUGAAACGGUGAGCCGACAUUUCCAUAGAUUUCUAAAUGCUAUAAUUAAGAUGGAAGAUCAAUUUCCAAAGCAACCUAAUGGAUCAGAGGAAGUUUCACCAGAAGUUCUUGGUGAUAGUCGAUUUUUCCCUUAUUUCAAGGAUUGCAUUGGUGCUCUUGAUGGAACUCAUAUUCGUGUGAAAGUUGCCGGUGCCAAUGCUCGUAGGUUUCGAGGGAGGAAAGGUUAUCCGUCACAAAAUGUGUUGGCGGCUUGUACUUUUGACCUCAAAUUCACUUAUGUUUUAGUAGGUUGGGAGGGUUCAGCUUCUGACUCUAGAGUAUUUAAGAAUGCUCUAAGUAGGGAAGAUAAGUUAAUUAUUCCUCAAGGUAAGUAUUAUCUUGGAGAUGCUGGCUAUAUGUUAAAGACUUCUCUUAUUACACCUUAUAGAGGUGUAAGAUAUCAUCUUAAGGAAUACUCAAAUCGGAGUCCUGAGAAUGCCAAAGAAAUAUUCAACCAUCGUUAUGCCUCCUUACGAAAUGCAAUUGAGAGAGCCUUUGGAGUUUUAAAAAAACGUUUUGGAAUUAUAGGUGGAACUAAUGAGCCUCAAUAUUCUCUUAAAACCCAAACUGAUAUUAUUGUAGUAUGUUGCAUACUUCACAAUUUUCUCAUGGGAUUUGAUCCGGAUCAAAGCCUUAUUGAUGAAGUGGAUCGUUAA